AUGGGUGCCGCUGAGACCGCCUUGCCCUCCAUCAGCACACUGACCACCCUGGGCCCUUUCCCAGACACGCAGGAAGACUUCCUCAAGUGGUGGCGCUCUGAAGAGGUACAGGACUUGGGCCCUGGCCCACCUGACCCUGCUGGGCUGCCCCUUCAUGUGAAGCUGGAGACAGAGGCUGCAGUGGUGGAGGACAAAGACCACGACGACGAGGAGAGGGACGAGGCCUCCGCCUGGGACCUGGAUCUGUUCCUCACCAACUUCCCCUACCCAGAGCGGGUUGGUGCGUCCCAGACCCCGGGAGAAGUCACGGGGACACAAUUCCCGCAGCAGCCCGAGACACUGGGCCCCUACACUGGUGGCCUGGGGCUGGUGGCUGGGCUCUUGGGUCCCGACGGUCACCCAGGCUGGGCGCGCCCAGCCCCACGAGUUCCGGCCCCCGACGCCUUUGUGGGUCCAAACCUGGUCCCGACCCCAGAGCCCAAGGCGAUGCCGCUGCAACCGGUUUACCCGGCUCAGGGUGUGGGAACCCCCGGCAGUUACUUCCCGCGGACCGGGCUUUCACUGCCUGCGGCGCCGGGCGCCCCCUACGGGCUAGUGUCCGGGUACCCCACGCUGUACCCGACGCCUCAAUACCAAGGGCACUUCCAGCUCUUCCGGGGACUCCGGGCUCCCGCGCCCAACCCCACCGCCACCUCCUUCCUAAGUUGUGUGGGCCCGGGAACAGCGGGUGUGGGACUCGGGGGAACCGUAGGAGAUUCCGGAGGGACAGCCGAAGUCGCACCAUCCAAGCGCUGCAGGCGCUCCUGCGCGCGCAAGCGGCAGGCGGCCCACACUUGCACGCACCCGGGCUGCGGCAAAAGUUACACCAAGAGCUCACACCUGAAGGCGCAUCUGCGCACGCACACCGGGGAGAAGCCAUAUGCCUGCACUUGGGAUGGCUGUGGCUGGAGGUUUGCGCGCUCAGAUGAGCUGACCCGUCACUACCGGAAGCACACCGGACAGCGUCCCUUCCGCUGCCAGCUCUGCCCACGCGCUUUUUCACGUUCUGACCACCUGGCCUUGCAUCUGAAGCGUCACCUUUGAGGACUGCCCAGACAUUUGGAUAUGUGACUGGGGGCAGAACAAGAGCAGAUCUAUGAGGGUGGUUUUCCUUUUGAUGGACUCUUGCCCGGACAUGC
Condylura cristata (star-nosed mole) is the source of this 1178-nucleotide messenger RNA. RefSeq names its product Kruppel-like factor 1 (erythroid) (gene KLF1). The record is from RefSeq and is a predicted model, not a curated record. The transcript is spliced from 3 exons. The coding region runs from base 1 to 1083 and encodes 360 amino acids. Gene Ontology annotation, molecular function: DNA-binding transcription factor activity, RNA polymerase II-specific; RNA polymerase II cis-regulatory region sequence-specific DNA binding. Gene Ontology annotation, biological process: regulation of transcription by RNA polymerase II. NCBI's taxonomy places the organism in Eukaryota, Metazoa, Chordata, Mammalia, Eulipotyphla, Talpidae.